Molecule: messenger RNA, 1170 nt
Organism: Aspergillus japonicus CBS 114.51
Lineage: Eukaryota; Fungi; Ascomycota; Eurotiomycetes; Eurotiales; Aspergillaceae
Exons: 3
Coding region: 1-1170 (389 amino acids)
Source: RefSeq, a predicted model, not a curated record
AUGGCGCGCGACUUUGAAAUCUCUGCGAUGCCUGUAAACAGCGGAAUAUGGGCCGACCUGGUUUCUCUCGAUCCCAGCUUUCCCACGGGCAAUUGCACAUGGCCCAACUACCGGUCCGUUGAGAUAUGCAAUCAAUGCACAAAUGUCGAUACCUCAAGGGUGGUGCUCGCUGGGUGGGACUUUUCUUCAUUCAACUACAGUCCCCACGAGAACCAAUCGAUACCGCUCAGUAUAUCGAUGGUGGAUGGCCAGUGGUUCAACUCUUCGAUCGAGAUAUUUUGGCGCAAAGCUGAGUUCUUUCGUGUGUAUAUCCCCAGCGACCUUUACUUUCACGAUGGACCAAACAUAACCCAUGGUUCCGAAAUCAAAUUCGUGGCGGGGGUUCCGAAUCCCUUGGCCGUGGUUACACAUGCCGUGCUGAAUCUUCCAGCCACCUGGAGUUCGAACGCAUCUGUGUUGCGGACAGCGAUCCAAGUGACCAAGGUCACCCAGUGCGCAUUCACAGUCUGUGCAAGGACAUACAACGCCUUUGUCAGCAACGGAGUCGCCUCGGUUGAAACCCUAGACGAAGACAUGGGGCUCCCAAUGCUGGAAACCCAGCUCAAGUCUGAUGAAAAAUUGGACCACAGCGGGACAGUGGGAAUGAGAUUACGCCAGAACCGACCCGGUCAACUAUUAGUUCUGCGGAUUGGACUCGGCGCGCUACCGGUGUACGAGAUGGGCCUGGUGACCACGAUGGGCAAGAUUGCUGCCGCCCUCUCCAAGCUGGCCUGCACCUAUAGCAAUAAUUCGAUCUAUGGCGUCGUCACCACCCAGGACUCCUAUGUUGUUGUGCAAUGGCCGUGGUUGGCCCUGCCAUUCGUGCUUCUUGUGGCCGGGGCGGCUCUUCUCAUCGCCACGGCGCUCAUGACCGCACACGACGGGGUUAGCGUGUGGAAAUCCUCCGUCCUCCCUCUUCUGUUUCAUGGGCUGGAGCCCAACCUGGUCACUCGCGACAUGGUAAGGGACCGUGGUCCAUGUGAAGUGGCGAGCGAGAUGGAACAGGUGGCUGGUGAAUUGAAUGUGAGGUUGGGACCAUCAGAGGAAGGAGGGAGAACAAUGCUUCGAGGAGAGACACGCAGCGUCGAGCCUGCUGUGGGCCAAUUGCUUCGCCGCCGUCGAACCUUCUAG